Messenger RNA from Funneliformis caledonium, 128 nucleotides. Lineage: Eukaryota; Fungi; Glomeromycota; Glomeromycetes; Glomerales; Glomeraceae. The record is from the annotation of a GenBank genome assembly.
CACACCAAGAUUAUUAUUCCUUGUUUGAAGAAAUUGCGCAGGCAAAUAUAGGUGAACUUGAAGUAAUGCCAGUUCUUAGAAAACUUGCUAAACCAUUUGUUAUUUAUAUGCAAGAGAAUUUGAAAUAA